AUGGCAGAAGAUGCAGAUACAAUCAUUGAUGUACACUAUAAUGGGGUGUUCACACCUACUCCAUUGAUGUAUUUUAAUGGAGUGAAAGCCUUUGUACCAUACACGGUUGUCAACAAGAUGAACUUCCCUGAUUUCAUCCCCUUUCUUGAAAAGCUUACUAACGGAAGAUGCAAAGAUGUGCAUCACUGUCCACAUGAAGUGAGGUUAUCGGAGGGAUUACAUGAGGAAGAAGCAAACCUUGAAGAUGAUGAUUUGGUUUCUAUUGAUGAUGUUGACUCCAUUUUAGAAGAUGGUCUGAAAGCUGAACAUGUAGAGGGCGGUGAAGUUAUAUCUCUCAAAAGAAACUUUAGUGAUCAACUCCUCAACAAACUUUGUCCAAUACAGAAUGAUGACUUGGUUGAAGAAGAUCAUAAUGCAAUACGGACUAUCUACCCAAGACAUGAUCAUACUCAGGAAUGGAAUGAGAUGAAGCCGCGAUUAGGUUACUAG
Molecule: messenger RNA, 489 nt
Organism: Lactuca saligna
Lineage: Eukaryota; Viridiplantae; Streptophyta; Magnoliopsida; Asterales; Asteraceae
Source: the annotation of a GenBank genome assembly